GCAGCCGCGGUGUGACCGCCGGCGUUCACGUGCCGGACAUGGCGGCCGAUCCUCUUCCUCCGUCUGCAAUGGCUCGGCCGGGAACUCUGAACCUCAAUAACGAGGUUGUGAAGAUGAGAAAAGAGGUGAAGCGAGUCCGAGUGCUGGUUAUCCGGAAACUUGUAAGGAGUGUUGGCAGACUCAAGUCCAAAAAGGGCACUGAAGACGCACUCUUGAAAAACCAAAGACGAGCCCAAAGGUUGCUUGAAGAAAUCCACGCCAUGAAGGAAUUGAAACCUGAUGUCAUAACUAAAUCCGCUCUUGAUGAUGAUAUCAACUUUGAAAAAACUUGCAAAAAGCCAAAUUCAACCGCAACUGAAAGAGCAAUUGCCAGGUUAGCAGGUCACCCUCUUCUGAAGAAAAAAAUAGAUGUGCUAAAAGCUGCUGUGCAAGCCUUCAAAGAUGCAAGGCAGAAUGCUCCUGAGGCUGAGUCAUCAAAGGAUACUUCAGAAGAAAGCCAGUGUAAGGAUACUCUGGGUUCAAAAGAUGAUGCAAGGCAGUUACAGCAUCAUGAGAGAACUGUUGUCAGUGAGCAAAGAGAAAAAGAUGCCAAAACAGCAGCAAAGAAAGCAGUCAGUGAUUCAAAAGAAAAAGUGGCCAAGGUAGAAGAUGGACCCAAAGCAGUGGCCACUCCAUGUUCUCCUGGGAGGCCUUCAGGAGAGGAUGCUGUGGUUACCUCUGAACACCAGAAGGCACCUGCUGGCUCAAACCAGAAAGCCUCAGCCAAAAGCACAAAGAGAGGAGAGCGUGAGAGCACACUUGGCGGGGACAGUGGCAGUGAGGAGGAGUUAAGUGAGGAGGAAAAGGAGUACUUCGACGAUAGCACCGAGGAGAGGUUCUACAAACAGUCGUCCGUGUCCGAGCAGGACAGCGACAGUGCUGACGACUUCUUCAUUGGGAAAGUGAAACGGACACGAAAGAAGGAUCCUAGUUUCCGGUCCUCGGCCAAGGACCAGAAGCCCCUCCCAAAGAUGUCACCUAAAACAAAUACACUUGAAAACAGUUGGGGUGUAAGAAAUGAUAAACACAAGCUGACUCCAGAGGCCAGGAAGUUAGAAUCUGUGUUUUUUCACUCUUUGUCUGGACUUAAAAGCUCCAGAAGGGAUUCCAGAGAACAGGCCCUGAAGAAUAAAGCUCCAGAUUUUCCAGAAGAUGAACCUCCAAUCAGGAGUCAGUUUACAAAGAGUGCAGGAAGACGGUUUGAGAGUGGGAAGCAGCAUGAGCCUGCUCCUCUGCAUCCUUCAUGGGAAGCUAGCAGGAGGCGGAAAGAGCAGCAGUCCAAAAUCACUGUCUUUCAGGGGAAGAAAAUCACAUUUGAUGAUUGAUUGCUUACUGCCUUUCUGAGCUUUCUGUCAAAAGUUUUGUUAUUUUUAUUUUUUAACCUAUUAUUUAAAUAAGUCUCUUUAAAAGAGUUAUAAAAUAUAUUGCUUGUUUUUCCUUUUUUGUGUGAGUUUGGGAUAUGUUUACAUAAUUUACAGAUCUCUGAAUUUGUUUCAUAAGAGUGUUUGCCCCAAAUUAUUUCUUAUAUAAGAUAAUUUAGCAAUUACAGAAUCUUAGGUAUUUAUCAUCCAUGAUUAUGAAAUAUAUUUCACUAGUUCAACUUUGCCUUUUGCCUUGAAAAUAAGGCGAAAACAGGGCUGAAGAGAUGGUUCACUUCCUGCCUCAUGACCUGAGUUUGACCCCUGAGAUUCCCAUGGUGGAAAGACAGAACCAGCUCACAAAACUUGUUCUUUGCACGUGCACAGUGUGGCACAUGCGUGUGUAUACACAUACUCACACACAAUAAUGUCAAAAAAUGUAAAGAUACUUAAAAUAAUAGUGGAAAAAUGAAUCAUGACUACUCAAAAAUAUAUUUGUUAGAAGUUAUUUUUAUAAGCAAAACAUGGUAAUUUUCAUUGUAGAUAUAGUGAUAAUAUAAAUUAAAUACUAAUUUUUCAUACUUGUAGUUACUUAUGAUCUUAUCUGUGUAGCAUUUAAGCAAGUUGUAUAUGUAUAGUAACCAAAAAUUGAGUUCUGUAUACCUCUGCAGUAAGUAUUUCCGUUAAAUGAAGAAUAAUCAUUGGUUAUCUAGAA
Messenger RNA from Onychomys torridus (southern grasshopper mouse), 2112 nucleotides. It is a transcript of the gene Srfbp1, whose product is annotated as serum response factor binding protein 1. The transcript is spliced from 8 exons. Gene Ontology annotation, cellular component: nucleus; 90S preribosome. Bases 39 to 1364 code for a protein of 441 amino acids. The record is from RefSeq and is a predicted model, not a curated record. NCBI's taxonomy places the organism in Eukaryota, Metazoa, Chordata, Mammalia, Rodentia, Cricetidae. Gene Ontology annotation, biological process: maturation of SSU-rRNA.